Carassius gibelio (silver crucian carp) is the source of this 4306-nucleotide messenger RNA. It is a transcript of the gene htr7c, whose product is annotated as 5-hydroxytryptamine (serotonin) receptor 7c. The transcript is spliced from 2 exons. Gene Ontology annotation, biological process: smooth muscle contraction; chemical synaptic transmission; vasoconstriction. Gene Ontology annotation, molecular function: neurotransmitter receptor activity; G protein-coupled serotonin receptor activity. Gene Ontology annotation, cellular component: dendrite; plasma membrane. The coding region runs from base 240 to 1448 and encodes 402 amino acids. The record is from RefSeq and is a predicted model, not a curated record. NCBI's taxonomy places the organism in Eukaryota, Metazoa, Chordata, Actinopteri, Cypriniformes, Cyprinidae.
CUGUCACUUCCAUCAAGUCAAGGACUGUACAGCCUCUCCAAGCGCGCGCAUUAUACAGCCAAACCAUAGUUAUUGUCCUCCUUCCUCCCGUUUAUUUAAGUUUCCCUUUGCUGUAUCCGUGCAGCUUGUCUUUUUUUUCUUUUGGGAGCCUGAAAGACACCCCAGACCUGCGCUCGCUUCAGCAUGCGCUUGGCGCACGGAGCGCACUCUUGGCGAGCGCUUCAUCAUCAGGCGCAGGGAUGAUGUUCAACUCAUCGGGCUCGUUAGAUUUCUUCUCGUUCACUCACCCCGAGGUUGCGUCGGAAGUUCUCAAUGGUUCCUCACACUUAUUUUACAACAUCUCAAUGGCCAUGUGGAACAAAUCCUGCGGGGAACAAUUGCUCGAUUUCACCACAGCGGAGAAGAUUGUCAUCGGAACGAUGCUGGCCAUCAUCACCACCGUGACGGUUAUUGGAAAUAUGCUGGUGGUGAUCGCGGUGUGCGUCGUUAAAAAACUCAGACAGCCGUCCAACUAUCUGCUGGUGUCUCUGGCCGUGGCGGAUCUCUCCGUGGCUAUUGUGGUGAUGCCAUUCGUGAUCGUGACGGACCUCACGGGAGGAAAGUGGCUUUUUGGAGAGGUCUUCUGUAACAUCUUCAUCGCCAUGGAUGUGAUGUGCUGCACUGCAUCCAUCAUGACGCUGUGCGUGAUCAGUGUGGACAGGUAUCUUGGCAUCACCCGCCCUUUGACCUACCCUGCUCGACAAAAUGGCCAACUAAUGGCAAAGAUGAUCUUUGGUGUAUGGCUUGUGUCUGCUUCAAUCACACUGCCGCCAUUCUGUGGCUGGGCGAAGAACGUUAACACGGCUGGCGUUUGUCUAAUCAGCCAGGACUUCAGCUACACCAUCUACUCCACCGCCGUGGCCUUCUACAUCCCCAUGAUCGUCAUGCUCUUCAUGUACUACAAGAUCUUCAAGGCUGCCAGAAAAAGUGGUGCCAAACAUCGUUUUAAUGAUUUCUCCCGUCGGGGUCGCCUGGAAACCGUUGCCAGUGAAGCGCUGAGGAUGCAAGGUCUAAAACCCCAGCUCACGCCGGGUGUAGCCGAGGAGUGCGCUGCUCUUUCUCGCUUGCUCAGCCGUGAACGACAUAACAUCUCCAUCUUUAAGCGAGAGCAGAAGGCAGCUACAACACUGGGCGUCAUAGUUGGAGUUUUUGCCAUUUGUUGGCUGCCGUUUUUCAUUCUAUCUACAGCGAGACCAUUUAUAUGUGGGGUCAAGUGUAGUUGCAUACCAAUAUGGCUGGAGAGGACGCUGCUGUGGUUUGGAUAUGCCAACUCUCUAAUGAACCCAUUCAUUUAUGCUUUCUUCAACCGUGACCUACGCUCCACAUACAGAGACUUACUCCGUUGCAGGUAUCGGAACAUAAACCGCAGACUGUCGGCUGUAGGUGUGCAUGAAGCACUGAAGAUUUAAAAGUAGAGUGGUUUGGCCUAAAUUUGAUUUACAUGCAAUUCAGACAAGACUGAAUCAUUUUCAUUCAAGUAUGAUUUUGAAGCCAAACAGUGAGCAUCGCAACAUCCACUUAUUGGAUUUUUGAAGAAACAAUGGGAACAAAAGAGAGAAUUCAUAACCUCAUAGUCAUUCAGAAUACUCAUAUUUCAGUUCCAUUAGAGCAUCUGGUCAGUAAUUGUUUCAUUAUUAGUAUAGGUAUACUGUAUUAAGCCUGGUUUCAGUGAGAGUUAGCCCUACUAAAAAAUUAACAGAAAGUUCAGCACUGAUUCAUGAGACAUGAGUGAAGAAAUUGACUUUGUUGAAUUCAUAAAAAAAAGAGAAAAAAAUGCAAGUAAUGCAAAAUAAAUCAUUAAAACCUAUAUAAAUAUAAAAUAAAAUUAUAUUAGUUUUUAUUUUCUUAAUAUACUAAUAAUUCUGUUUUUAUGUACAUACAUUACUAUUAAAAAAUGAGAGGUUGUAAAUAAAUUAAUAUUUGUAUUCAGCAAGGACAUAUUUGAUUUGCUAAAAAGUGACAAAGAUAAGUAAAAAUCUUUAUUAUUUCAAAUAAAUAGUGAAAAUUAAAAUAAAUGCCACAGUUUCCACAAAAAUAUCAAGCAGCACAACUGUUAUCAACAUUGACAACAAUAAGAAACAUUAUUAACAUUAUCAUUAUGUAACACUGAAGACUAUAGAAGAAGAUAAAUGGUGACUGAAAAUUCAGCUUUACCAUUACAUAAAAAAGAAGAAAAUGUAAAAUAUAUUACAAUAAUAAAAAAAAUUGUAAUAAUAUUUAACAAUCAAAUAAAUGCAGUCUUGGUGAGAGAUAAUAGACAUUCUUUCAGAAACAUCAAAAAUAAAAAGAAAUCUUCUGACCCUAACCUUUUGAACAAUAGUGUAUUGAUUUAUGGUCUUAUGACAGUGAGCUAUAAUUGAUUGUUAUACUUUUAAUAAAAUGGUAGCUUUGUAUAAAGAACAGUGGCUAUUGGCUAUUUUCAAAACAAAUGAAACUAUGGUUCAUGUUUUGGCCUCAUCUCUCAAGAAUCAGUCUGAAUCAAUUAUAUAUUUUCAUUUUGAAAUAUAGAGUAAAUUCUGGUGAAUAGGGACACUUUAAAUGGACAAAUGUGGCCAAUAUUACCUUAAUGAACCCUAUAUUUAAUCAAUGUUUGUGCAGCUUGCACUAAAAUAAUGAUAUCCUAUAAUAUCCUUCUAUACAUUAACAUUACGUUUGCCAUUUCCAUCUAUAAAUUCACAGUAAGCAGCUCAUUUUUGCUGUCAUAAAAUUAUGGGGUGUGAUUAUAAAUAAUGAUGUCCUUUAAUAUCCUUCUAUACAUUUACAUUACAUGUUUGCCAUUUCCAUCUAUAAAUUCACAGUAAGCAGCUCAUUAUUGCUGUCAUAAAAUUAUGGGGUGUGAUUAUAGGGAUGCUCUUGGCUGUUACCUUCUCAUCAUAACAAUAGAUUCCACAAUGUGGAACAAAAUGUAAAUCUUUACGCCUGCCUCCUUCGUGUUUAGCCAGUCAUUGGUUCAUUUAUCUGCAGUAGGCAAAGAUCAUGUUCAUUUCCCUCCACCUGUGAGUGUUCUGAGAAAGUAUGCAGUAAAGCAGAUUUUCUGUACAUAUCUGGCAACCGAGUCUCCAGAGGAGGAAAAAUAAGGGCUUGUGGGCAGUUGUCACUAUGAGGCUUGACUGAUAUUGGAAAUCCAUCAGAACAUGUGUGUGUGUGUAAGUGUGAAUCUCUGCCUUGAGACAACAAGAGACAGGAUACUCACCUUGCUUUUCCGAUGACUCAGUCCAUCUAUUUUAAGAACUUGAACAAGGAAUAGCCGGCUGUCUUUGAUGGAACAUCUGACUCCGCCAGCCAUUGUGCAUAUGCUCUGGCAUGGUCAAUUUUGUACCCUUUUUUGACCUGAUGUGGCAAUUGAAAAAGACUUUCAAUGCCUUUAAGUGUCUCUUCAACCAUGAAUGAUGAAACUCAUGGUAAGUAACAUUAACUGAAGUCUUGUGAAAUCUUGUGUUAAUGACUCUUAAAAGAUAAAUUAUUGACUGAACAACUUGACGUGGUUGUUUACACACAGGAGUGUUCCUGGUGUACAGUUCUAUAUGUAUGUUGCCAAGUCUUUGUGAGAAGCUUACAAAGCGUUUCUAGUCACAGAUUUUAACCCUGCACCAGAAAUGUUGAAAUUGCCUGUGCAUUUUUGUGUAUUAACUUUUCCCAAGUUAAAGUGUUUUGUCAAGAUUGUUGAUGUAAAACAAAGCAGAAAGGAAAACAAAGAGAGCUAAGAAAUGCAAUAAAUUGGAAAAAAAGAAAAUUAGGUACUUAUUUGACAAUUUUGAAUUUUGAUCAAAGUGUCUCCAGAAUCAAAAUACCUGAGGGUUGUACAUGAUCUAUCUCUUGCACUGAUUUGUUGUACAUGACAACAAUGGCUGGAUAUUUAACAACUGCUGUAUAACUUAAUUAAAAAAUGUAUUUUGUUCAUGGUUGCCAGAAACCAAAGGCUGUCAGUUACUGGUACAGUUGUAAAAUACAAUAUAAAUUGAUUAUAUAUUGGAAACACUUCAAAGGGAAAAUUAAGCCAAAUAUGAAAAUUUGCUGAAAAUGUAUUCACCCUCAGGCCAACCAAGUUGUAUAUGAGUUUGUUUUUUUUCCAUCAGAACAGAUUUGGAGCAAUUUAACAUUACAUCACUUGCUCUCCACUGGAAACAAACUCAUCUUGGAUGGCCUGAGGGUGAGUCAAUUCUCAGCAAAUGUUCAUUUUUGGGUGAAUUGUUCCUUUAAAGGGUUAGUUCACCCGGAAAUUAAAAUUCGUCCAUCUUCUACUCACCCCUGAAGCAUCCUAAGUGUA